AUGGAUAUGGUCACCGAAGAGGAGAGCCGAUUGAGACGACUGGCUAAGGUUAGCAAGGAGGGUGCGCUGUCGUCGCAUCGAGCUCAUCUGCUGAGCGACUUGGAUGGAUUUUGUGUCCAUCCGAAAUACGGCAUGAGUAUACUCGAUGUGGAGAAGGUGAAAGCGGAGCUUGAAAGCUAUGAUGUGGACGGCUCGGGUACCAUCGACAAGGGGGAGUUCUAUUGCUUUAUUCGGAACAUCUUUGGAGCCAAGGACAAGUACGAUAUCCCCGAGAAAAUAUUGGAGGAAUUCUGGAAGAUGUUGAAUGCUGGCGACUCGGGAGAAGUCACCUUGGAACAGUUCCUCGCCUUCUUUUGGAAGUACUUCUGGACGAGGGGCUUAGACACUCCCGGAGCUCAGAUCAGUAUUCUUGAUUGUAUAGGGCGGGUGCCGACGUGGUCAGAGGAGCGGAUCGUGGAGAUCGCCUUUGGCAACUUGCUCCAGACGCUCGCGAGAGGCUUGGAGGUUGAGGACUCCGGGAACGCAGGAGAUAAGGAGUGUGUUGAGCCUGAGCCGGCGAGCAAGAAAUUGAUCAGAGCCGUUCUAUUGAGGAUACUGGGGAAGUGA
Messenger RNA from Perkinsus marinus ATCC 50983, 606 nucleotides. RefSeq lists its product as hypothetical. The transcript has 7 exons. Gene Ontology annotation, molecular function: calcium ion binding. Bases 1 to 606 code for a protein of 201 amino acids. The record is from RefSeq and is a predicted model, not a curated record. Lineage: Eukaryota; Perkinsozoa; Perkinsida; Perkinsidae.